CGGGCGCCGGCGGCCAUGGCGCUCCUGGAGGUGUGCGGAGCCCCCCGGAGGCAAAGCGGAGACUGGGCUCUCCCCGGAGUGGGAGGCAGCCGCCACUCGGACCCCGGACACUACAGUUUCUCUACGCGGUGUCUGGAGCUCGCGCUCCCCCGGGGAAUGCAGCCCACUGAAUUCUUCCGGGCCCUCGGUGGGGACAGAGAAAGGAAGGUUCCGAUUGAGAUGGCCCACGGCACCACCACACUGGCCUUCAAGUUCCAGCACGGAGUGAUUGUGGCAGUGGAUUCCAGGGCUUCAUCUGGGAGCUAUAUUAGCAGUCUACUGGUGAACAAGGUGAUAGAGAUUAAUCCAUACCUGCUGGGCACCAUGUCUGGCUGUGCGGCUGACUGUCAGUAUUGGGAGCGCCUGUUGGCCAAAGAGUGCAGGCUGUACUACCUUCGGAACGGGGAGCGAAUCUCGGUGUCAGCAGCCUCCAAACUGCUUUCCAACAUGAUGUGCCAGUACCGGGGCAUGGGCCUCUCCAUGGGCAGCAUGAUCUGCGGCUGGGACAAGAAGGGCCCUGGACUCUACUAUGUGGAUGACAAUGGGACUCGGCUCUCGGGAAACAUGUUCUCCACUGGGAGUGGGAACACUUAUGCCUAUGGGGUCAUGGACAGUGGCUAUCGGCAUAAUCUUACCCCGGAAGAGGCCUAUGACCUGGGCCGCAGGGCUAUUGUUCAUGCCACUCACAGAGACUGCUAUUCCGGAGGCGUGGUCAAUAUGUACCACAUGCAGAAAGAUGGCUGGAGAAAGGUGGAGAGCACGGAUGUCAGUGACCUGAUGCACCAGUAUCGGGAGGCCCUUCAGUGAUGGCGGCCACGGCUGGGCAGGACGCUUCUGAUAACCUCCUUGCCCGAAGCAGGGAACUGGACCAGGAGAGCGAGGGCCUGACCUCACGCAGGGCCAGGGGGAGCUGGCGGGGUUCAUCCGUAUGUUCUUGACUUCAUGGAUCUCUCUCUCUCUCUCUCUUUCGGCACCUCUGGGUGCCCCGUGAAGCACAAUAAAGGAAAAUCAUUGUAAA
This is a messenger RNA of Echinops telfairi (small Madagascar hedgehog), 1057 nucleotides long. It is a transcript of the gene PSMB8, whose product is annotated as proteasome 20S subunit beta 8. The transcript is spliced from 6 exons. Gene Ontology annotation, molecular function: threonine-type endopeptidase activity. The record is from RefSeq and is a predicted model, not a curated record. The coding region runs from base 16 to 846 and encodes 276 amino acids. Gene Ontology annotation, cellular component: proteasome core complex. Lineage: Eukaryota; Metazoa; Chordata; Mammalia; Afrosoricida; Tenrecidae.